CGGUUCCUUAUGGACCUGUGUCUCUUCUUCAAGAGUGGAGUAGUUUUAUUUUCCUAUCAGCCAUGUUUUGGUCAAUGAGUCCGUCUUUACACGGCUUAAAAAUUAAGAUCAUUACUAAUCGUUGAGAAUCGUUCAUUUUGUUUCAGUAACUCUGUGGCGAAAUGUUUGGUCUGUUACUACUAGCUCACCUGGCAGAGGCAGCAUCUUCGCAGAGAAUUGUGUGCUACGUCAAUGGCUGGGCUCAGUAUCGCCCCCUGCCGGCGACAUUUGUGCCGGGGCAGGUGGACCCCUUCCUGUGCACGCACAUCGUGUUCGCCAGUGCACAGAUCAAUGGCAGCCGACUGCAACCAGCCGUGAAAGAAGAUUUAAGAAGGUUCAAAGAUAUUCAAAGGCUGAAAAUCAACAACCCGCAGCUGAAGACUAUGCUGUCCGUGGGGGGCUGGGACAUGGGGUCAUUGCCCUUUUCUAUUCUCGUCAACGAUUCUUCAUCCAUACGAGAGUUCGCCGAGACCACCACAAAGUUCCUGCGGGAACAUGGCUUCGAUGGACUGGAUGUCGACUGGCGAUUCCCAACACAACGUGGAGGUCAGAGACAAGAUGGCGCCCGAUUCACUUUAUUGCUGAAGGACAUCCGGGUAGAAUUUGAGCGGGAAAGCGUGGAGAGCGGAAAAACAAGGCUGAUGUUGUCCGUGGUCGUCGGUUCUUCUAAAUCUGUCGUCGACUACGGCUAUGAAAUCUUGGAAGUGACUAAGAUGGCGGACUUCCUCAAUGUCCUGUCUGUGGACCUGGUGGGGACCUGGGAGGUAGCCGCGCAUCCCUCCCCCCUGCAAGUGGUUGAUCAAGUAACCAGUUCAACCGCUGGUCGCCGCUCUCUGAGGUGGACCGCUGACUAUUGGCUGAAGAAGGUGCCGGACCCUGCUGUGGUCAACCUGGGGUUAUCUUUCCACGCCAGUGACCUUCUUGCUUACCUCCCUUAA
Pomacea canaliculata is the source of this 977-nucleotide messenger RNA. Its product is annotated as acidic mammalian chitinase-like. NCBI's taxonomy places the organism in Eukaryota, Metazoa, Mollusca, Gastropoda, Architaenioglossa, Ampullariidae. The record is from RefSeq and is a predicted model, not a curated record. Gene Ontology annotation, molecular function: chitinase activity; chitin binding. Bases 162 to 977 code for a protein of 271 amino acids. Gene Ontology annotation, cellular component: extracellular region. Gene Ontology annotation, biological process: carbohydrate metabolic process; chitin catabolic process. The transcript has 6 exons.